CAUUUGUAAUAAGCAUCUAUUUUGCUUAAAUUAAAAGAGUGAAAUAUGGCAAAAAUUACUAGUGAUGUGUGUGACGCUCGUUGUCAAUUAUUUCACAGUGAAAUGAUAAGAAAGGAAAAUGCAAUACGAAUAAAAUGGUUUUUAAAAAAUCAACAACGAUUAAUAGAUCAGUUAGGAGAGCCGAAAUUUACGAAACGCGCUAAAGAAAUAAUUACAGAGUCUAAAAAACGAGAAGCAGCACGUGUAGAUAAACCCAUCGUACAACGGAAACCCUUACCCACAUGGAGACCACCUAAAUCCAAUGGUUCUAUUAAUAUAGAUAUCAUGAAACCGAUUGAUCCCGAUGUAAGAGCUGUACUUUAUAAGAAAGAAAUUCCAACUUUUAUUACUACUCAAAAUUAUCUAACUAAAAGAUAUAAAGAACUUCCGGAAAAGCGUUUCUAUUUUCCCGAUUGUAAAAAUUGGGUAUAUGGUUGGCGUCUUGAUGAUUAUCCUCCUAUUCCACUUAGCGAAGUAAGACUGAAAUCUGUUAUGUUAACACAAUUUUAUCAGCGUAAAGCAUUCAAUUUGGAGCAAGAUCCAGAAUGGUUUCGUGGUUGUCAAAUGCAAGGAAUUUCAAUGAACCGUUGACAUAUUAAUUAGUAACUAAUUAUUUAUAACUCUGAGAGAGAGAGAGAGA
Cyphomyrmex costatus is the source of this 679-nucleotide messenger RNA. RefSeq lists its product as uncharacterized. Lineage: Eukaryota; Metazoa; Arthropoda; Insecta; Hymenoptera; Formicidae. The record is from RefSeq and is a predicted model, not a curated record. Bases 46 to 630 code for a protein of 194 amino acids. The transcript is spliced from 3 exons.